Penicillium canariense is the source of this 2649-nucleotide messenger RNA. RefSeq lists its product as uncharacterized. The transcript has a single exon. The record is from RefSeq and is a predicted model, not a curated record. Bases 1 to 2649 code for a protein of 882 amino acids. Lineage: Eukaryota; Fungi; Ascomycota; Eurotiomycetes; Eurotiales; Aspergillaceae.
AUGCGAAGAGCCCGUCGAGCUCGACAGCCAGAGCCGGUCACCUGGGAAGCUGCCAAAGUCCAGGCGACGACUGCUGCGUCGCACGCGAUGCGCUCACGGGGAUUUCCCACAGAAGAAAGGCCUUAUGAUCGAUUGGGAGGGCCAGAGCAUGUGGCAAUUCCGAGACGACCAGGUUCCAGCCUGCAGUAUACAGAGGACAGCUUUUCAGCUCAUACGGGAUCCAUCGCACCCCCAGUGACACCUCGUCAGUCUAUGGAGACAAUAGGGGCAAUUCAAGGCCAUAGACCGGAAAUUUCGGCCGCGCUACCACCCAUCACUGAGCUUAGGGGUCUAGAUGGACGCGAUAACUCGGUGCCUUCAUCAUACCGCCGGCUGCGCAAAGCGAAGUCUAUGUUUUCGACCAGAGCUCGCUCAUCCCAUAUUGUAUAUGAAACCACAUUGAUGUCCCCACCGGAUGGCUGUGGCUCCGACCGCAGCCCGGAGUUCGAAUUGGCUCGGACGCUGCGGCCAUCUGUCCCUUUCAUUCGGGGCCAUCGACAAGAAAAUCGAGCGAUUCGACAUGCCAAAAGUCAAGAUACCGCUAUCCAGCUCGCUCGCAGUCAGUUCUUGGAAGAAACAGAAGGCUUUGGGACCCAGGUCAGACGCUCGUCGUUCUUUAACAGGCGCAAGAGAGAGCACAGGCCGUUUCGGAAGACAUUCCGGGUUUCAAGUAAUACAGGAAUUGGCGCAAGCUUCCCGUCAGAACAUGCUUAUAGGAGGGGCUCGGGCAGCAGAUCCCGAACCUUCUCUUCCUCCAUCAAGAAUGGCUUCAGGCGUGUCUUCGGAUUUUCCAACCCUACCGGGCAGCAGCCCGAACCUUACUUCCAAUCAGAAGCCUCCACUUCCAUUACACCUACAGAACCUAUGGUUGACGGUCAUCUUGUGGAAAAUGCCGUGGGUGGCAACGUGGGCAUGAGACAGUGUCGGAUGUCGAGUCCCUUCCCGGCCGACCAGCUCUCUCCCGGCCGCGACAGCCUGUGUACAUCGAAAUCUCGAGUCACUAGCUGGGCAGACUCAACCGUUGCAAAUAGUGAGAAAACCCGGAAAAUUGGGCAUCACCAGUCAUUGUCUUUGAUUGAAGAGCAUGGAGAUCUGAACAAGCAACUCCCCCAAGUUCCCGUGGACGACCGCACCCACUCCAGACUACCCUUUUGUGAUGAGACUAUUGAUAGCUUGCGCCAGGGUACUAGUGCUGGCAAAUUCGACUCUUGGGCUGACAGCAGCGAUUUAUACUCGGCAUUGGUGCAUCAAAUUCGACGACAGGCUGUAUUCACCCCUGAUGAAAAUGCCAUUCUCGGUACCGUCCCGGCACACUGCGUGAUUCCAGAGCGCACAUCCUCGGUAUUUUCACAUCGCAGCAGGCAAACUAUACGGCACGUCCCAAGUGGAGAAUCUUCUGUAGCUGGAUCAUUUGCAACUGCACGCGUGGGAGACUCGAUGUCUCCACAGAGGCGCCAUCCAUACCCACUCAAGUAUACUCCAAGCAAAAUAGCUCAGUGCAUAUCUGGCCAGGAGAACCAUCUGCCACUCGGCAAUCUCUCGGACGGGAAGUCGCCACAGUCGCCCUAUGUUAUUGGUGAGGGAUCGGACGAGGAUACCGGGAGUGUAAUCAUUGCUCGCUUCGAGGCAUUAAGAACUGGAGCCGUCUCUCCGAGUGUCUACUCACGAACAACUAGCGGCAAUACCCCCAGGAAAGGCUCGAGUGGAUGUGUUACCAGUGUUCCCGAUGGGGAGACAGGAACCGCCACUAUUUUUGCUUCUCAACGAGCAGCAUACAGCUCGCCAACUCGAACUAAAGGCUCCAUCCCAUCAGGGCCCCAGGUACAACCUAGCGCGGACUGGCAGAAGUGGAUGAACUCCCAAAUUGAGAUGAUCGAAAAGACAAGUCCGAUCAGAGAGCACUUCCGGGAGGGUGCACAAUUUCUGGAAGAUGAUGAUGAUAUCUUUAUGGGGAUGCUCCGGCGAGCACCUUUACCAAGCCCGGAGGCUGAUGUUGGGCCUCUUGGUACUAGUGAGCAAGUAUUCAAUGGUCGCCCGGCACCAGAGGGACCCAAGCCCCUGACACAAAACAAUUUCUCCCGUCCAUUUAGCCGAUCCUCGAGUGUACGAACUAUCUUGUCGUCUCAAAGAGCACAGCGUGAUGUAUCUGCAAGAAGUCAGCCACAGCUUCCCAGUGCUGAGGGCGGCUCUGGGCCAGCUUUGGACAGUCCACCGGGACCUGCCUGGGUUCCCAGUGGCCAGAUUCCGUCGAUGAUGCGCACGAGGUCUUCAAACAUGCUCCCUGCCCUCGAGUCCCCCACUCCUCGACGAUUUGGUCCCGAGUCACAGAAACGAACAUGGGCCAGGUACUCUGCUCGGCUGCCAAAUGCCAACGGAAAAAACAAUCGGUUUCGAUCGAUGCGAACAUACCGCACUUCACAUGGAACGAACAACGAAAACACACGGCAGCAAGAGGAGCAUGAUGAGAUGAUGGUUGAGUACCACAACCUGCAAGACAUUCAUUCUACGAUCUCUAGCAAGCGCAUGGUGGAAAUGUUCUUGGACAGUCGACGCCGCCAGAUGGGAAGAGAUGAAUCUGGUAGCAAUGUCGCCGAUGAAGCCUUUGUUUGA